AGCCCAGUGAGCCGAGUCGAGUGAGCCGAGCGAGGGCAAUGGACCCAGAGGCAGCGAUGGAGGAGGAGUGGGAGGAGUCGGAGGAGUCGGAGGCGCCCAUCGAGUUCGUCAAGGAGCAGGCUCUCACCAGCCUCCUGCGGCCCAAGCCGCGCUUUGACGAGCUGCCGCCGCUCAAGGCCCGGCAGCUCCAGGCGAGCUACGGCAGAGGCUACUCCAUGCUGGUGCAGAUGGGCUACACCGGGGGCGGGCCCACCCCGAAGUGCGGGGUGCUGCGAGUAGCUCGCGCCGGGCUGCAGGAGGAUGAGGCGCAAGUGGUGGACGCCUCGGCCAAGCGCGGCCUCAAGCGGAGGUUAGAGAAGUUGUCGGCGGAGGAGCCCUUUGCGGAGAUCGAGGAGGAGGAAGAUGACUUGGACUUCGACCUCUGCGGUCUGGGCCGAGCGGUGGUCCGAGAACUCCGACAGACCAAGGAUCGGAAGAUGAGCAUCCCGAUGCUGUCGAAGAGACCACGGGUCAUGAGGGUCCUGGAGCUCUGGGAAGUGACGAACUUCGAGCGGUACCUGAAGCAGUUCGUGCGCGAGGACUUGCCCAGCUACUGCCUCCUGACACAGAGUUCAGGAAUCGCUCUGAAGAAGAUCACCAACAAGACGGCCCGCUUUGCCCGCGCCUGUGAGGAGGCCUGGACAGUGCAGCUCAGAGAGCCUAAGGAGCGCAGCCUGGCGAGUGAUAGCACUAGCCCUGGCUCGCCCACCGCGCGGGCCCGAGACAGCCUUUAUCCGGAGGACUGGGGCGUGCAGAUCGGCGAAGGCUGGCUUGCUCAGCAGCCGGCUGUGCAGCUGGCUCCCCUCUUCGGGCCCUCGCCCGACUAGGCGCAGCUGAGGGCGCCAGCACGUCAGCGUGG
Effrenium voratum is the source of this 898-nucleotide messenger RNA. Lineage: Eukaryota; Dinophyceae; Suessiales; Symbiodiniaceae. The record is from the annotation of a GenBank genome assembly.